Eucalyptus grandis is the source of this 3458-nucleotide messenger RNA. RefSeq names its product receptor like protein 22-like. The record is from RefSeq and is a predicted model, not a curated record. The coding region runs from base 234 to 3374 and encodes 1046 amino acids. Lineage: Eukaryota; Viridiplantae; Streptophyta; Magnoliopsida; Myrtales; Myrtaceae. Gene Ontology annotation, molecular function: protein binding. The transcript has a single exon.
AUUCGUCCCCUCCGGCAGGCGCUUACUUUGACUGUUCCUCGUGUUCCCACUCUGAACCGUCCCCUGUUUUCCUCCUCCUCCUCCUGCUAGCCGCAACUCUCUGUUCUUGAGCUGCCCGUUUCUCAGCAGAUCCCUCUCUCGGAGGUUGUCAUGUUCAUGGGCUUUCGAAUUCUUGAACUCAGAGCAGCUGGUUCUCUCAAUUGCAGGAGUGUCUCCUGAUCUGCUCGAAACAAAUGAGGAUUUGGCUCCUCCUAUGGCUGGUCUUAAUACUCGCGCAAACCAACCCCUUCAGCAUAGGCAGGAUUUUGGUUUCGGGGCAGUGUCUCGCCGGCGAUCAGAAAUCGCUGCUGCUGGAACUGAAGAAUAGCCUCAACUUCCGGACUUCUUGGUCCACGAAAUUGGUCAGAUGGAAUCAGAGGAAUGAUUCUUGGGAGGGCGUGACCUGCAAAGAUGGCCAAGUUACGGGUCUUGAUCUGAGCAACGAGUGGAUCACUGGUGGACUUAACGACUCAUCGAGUCUUUUCAGACUCAAUUAUCUUCAGGAGCUGAAUUUGGCUUCCAACAGCUUCCAGUCUCUGGAGAUCCCAUCUGGGUUCAGUAAUCUCACCAAUUUGGUGUACCUGAAUCUUUCAAAUGCGGGCUUCACAGGACAGGUUCCAAUUGGAAUAUCACGUUUGACAAGGUUGGUUACUCUUGAUGUAUCCAUGGUUUAUUUUCCUGGGCUCACUUCACUGAAACUCGAGAAUCCGAAUCUAAAGAUGCUUGUUGGGAAUCUUAACGAGCUGAGAGAGUUGUACCUUGACGGAGUGGACGUGUCUGCUACAGGCAAUGAAUGGUGCAAUGCAUUGUAUUCUUCACUGCCGAAACUUCAAGUGUUGAGCAUGAUAAAUUGUAAUCUAUCAGGUCCCCUUGAGUCUUGCUCUUCCCUCAUGAAUCUUCAUUCUCUGUCAGUGAUUAAACUGGACGGCAAUAAUCUGUCUACCACCGUCCCAGAGUUCUUUGCCCUCUUCGGCAAUUUAACAACUCUGCAUCUCAGUUCUUGUGGCCUGCAAGGAGUAUUCCCUCAAAAAAUCUUCCGGGUACAAACACUUCAGACCCUUGACCUAUCAGUUAACCAGCUUCUUCAGGGUUCUUUGCCAGAAUUUCCGGAAAAUGGUUCUCUUCAGACACUGGUUCUUAGUUUCACAAAUAUUUCCGGGAGGCUCCCAUAUUCAAUUGGUAAUCUCAGAAAUCUGUCAAGAAUAGAAUUGAUGAAUUGCAGCUUGGGUGGAAAUAUCCCAAGCUCUUUCACCAAUCUUUCGCAACUCGCUUAUUUGGACUUCUCGUUCAACAAUUUUACUGGUUCAAUUCCAUCUCUCAGCAAGUCCAAGAAUAUGACACAAAUCAAUUUGUCCCACAAUAAUCUGACCGGUCAAAUUGUUUCAACCCAAUGGGAAUAUCUCUCGAGUCUUCUUAUUCUCAAUCUGCAAUUCAAUUCACUGAAAGGAAAUAUUCCUUCAUCUCUGUUCACACUUCCAUUGGUUCAUAAGCUUCAACUUUCCAACAACCAAUUUUCUGGUAAAGUGAAUGAAUUUUCUAAUGCUACACCACACAAACUGGAUACACUUGAUUUGAGCAACAACGAUAUAGGAGAAGAACUACCAAAGUCUAUAUGGGAAUUCCGAGGGCUUAAGUACCUCUCACUUUCUUCCAAUAAUUUCAGUGGCUCAUUCCACAUUAAUUUGGUUCAGCAGCUGAGAGAUCUUUCUCAUUUGGAUCUUUCUUACAAUCGCUUUUCCAUUUAUGCCACAAAUACUGCUGCCCAGGCAUCUUCAUUCCCUAACCUUACAACUUUAAAGUUGGCUUCUUGCCAGUUGACGACUUUACCGGAGUUCCUCGCUGAGCAACACAAAUUGGUAUAUCUAGACCUCUCUAAUAAUCAAAUUCAGGGCAAGAUACCAAAAUGGAUAUGGGAGCUUCAAUAUCUUCUGUAUCUCAAUAUUUCGUCUAAUUUGCUCGAAGAUAGUGAAACACCGUCGCUUAAUCUCACUUCUUCUCUGUUUGUUCUCGACCUCCAUAAGAACAGGCUCCGUGGACAAACGUUGCCCCUGCCGCCACUUGCCACUCACUUGGACUUCUCGAGUAACAACUUCACUUCAGUCAUUCCACCUGCUAUUGGUAUGUAUCUUUCUGUGGCAAUAUUUCUCUCCCUGUCUAAUAACAAGUUCCACGGGUCUAUCCCAAAAUCCAUUUGCAAUGCUGAAUAUCUCAAGGUGCUCGACCUAUCUCAUAAUAAUUUGAGUGGAAAUAUACCUGAUUGCUUAGUGAUGGAGUCUCUCAAGGUAUUAAAUCUGCGAGACAAUGCCUUGCACGGUAGCAUUAUCAAUUUCCUCGAAACAUGUGGUUUGAAGACUUUGGAUCUCAGCUUUAAUCUAUUACGAGGGCAGUUCCCAGAGUCAUUGGCAAAUUGCACAACUCUAGAGGUUUUAGACGUCGGAAACAACCAGAUUGAUGACGUGUAUCCAUGUCAAUUGAAGAGCAUUGCAAGUCUACGUGUACUCGUGUUACGAUCCAACAAGUUCCAUGGAGGGGUUGGAUGUCCGGAGACUAAUGGCACUUGGAAGAUGCUUCAAAUUGUGGACAUAUCUUCCAACAAUUUCAAUGGCACUCUGCCUUCUCAAUACCUCACAACUUGGGAGGCUAUGAAGGUUAAUGUAGACAUGAAUCGUAUCCAGUAUCCAUUCCUUCUCUUUUCCGGACUCUAUUAUCAGGACACAGUAACCGUCACCUUCAAAGGGCUACAACUGGAGCUGGAGAAGAUCUUAACUCUUUUCACUUCAAUUGACUUCUCAUGCAACAAUUUCGAAGGUCCAAUACCUGAUACUCUAGGGGCUCUCGAAGCGCUUUAUUUCCUCAACUUAUCAAACAAUGCAUUCUCAGGGCCAAUUCCUCCGUCCCUAGGACACUUGCGUCAGCUUGAGUCCUUGGACCUUUCAUGGAACGACCUCAAUGGAACAAUUCCCACACAGCUUUCAGACCUUAAUUUUCUUUCGAUGUUGAACCUCUCAUACAAUAAGCUUGAAGGUAGCAUCCCAACAGUCAAACAAUUUCUCACCUUCUCAGAAGAUUCCUUCAAAGGCAAUAGCAGAUUGUGUGGAUUUCCGCUGCCCACAAAAUGCUCAGAUCCCGAUAGCAAGGGAACAGGUCCCUCAGAUUCCUUCGAAGGCAACGCCGGCGACAGUGAUGAUAGCGAGAAGUGUUUUUACAUGAGCAUUUCGCUUGGAUUCGUGGUUGGCUUCUGGAUAUUUUGUGGUCCGUUAGCAUCAAUCAAAUCUUGGAGGUUUGCUUAUUAUCGAUUCUGGGAUAAAGUAUUGCUUAGACACUUACGUCCAUGAAGAUUUCAGCUAAGGUUUAGUUAUUAAACUCAAGAAAGAGUAUUUUCCUUCGUUCGUUCUCUUCAUAAUUCUCCAUCACCUUUA